Echinococcus granulosus is the source of this 6366-nucleotide messenger RNA. RefSeq names its product Dynein heavy chain 7, axonemal. The record is from RefSeq and is a predicted model, not a curated record. Gene Ontology annotation, biological process: microtubule-based movement. Gene Ontology annotation, cellular component: dynein complex. The transcript has 26 exons. NCBI's taxonomy places the organism in Eukaryota, Metazoa, Platyhelminthes, Cestoda, Cyclophyllidea, Taeniidae. The coding region runs from base 1 to 6366 and encodes 2121 amino acids. Gene Ontology annotation, molecular function: dynein light intermediate chain binding; dynein intermediate chain binding; ATP binding.
AUGUUCUCCGGCUUCUCUUUGAGAUACGCGGAUUUGCGAUUUGUGGAUAUUGAUGCAAUAAAGAAGAUUGGAGAACCCAUGCUCCCGGCUGAUUUUGAAAGCCUGAUUAAUCGGCAGUGCUUUGCCACGCGGGAUAUCCUCCGCAAGCAAUGGAUUCCGGAUUGUGCGAAGAAGUUCGUGGAGUUGCGGCAUCACUGGGCCCACCUCCUGCCGGAGAACCGAAGUUCCCCUCUCAAACAGACCCGCGUCUUCUUUUCCAGCAUCGAGGCACUUAUGUCCAAUCAGUUGAGAAGCAUUGUAGAGGCCUCUGUUCACUCGCUCACAGAGUUCAUUGAAGGGUACAAGGUGGAAACCGAGCUUUUUCCCGCCAUGGUGAACCAGCCCAUCUACAUUCGCAGUGUGAACUACCAGGAGGACCUGGUGUCCAAGUGCACCGACCGUUCGCUCCACGUCUUUCGUCUCAACUCCACCGGUCCCCGUCAAUACCUCGACUACUAUCGUCCAUAUAGCAACCUGCUCAACAACAAGGCCGAAAUGGAACUGCGCGCCUUCAUGAAGGAAAGACAUAGCCUACUUUCGAUGAAGAAGAAAAAGGGAAUCUUACAGGAGGACGACCCUCUGGAGGAUCAGCUCGCCGAAAAUUUGAGUCAGGUUAAGAAACAACUGGACGCCUAUAGGGAUUUGAAGAGGGAGAUACUGGGAAUGCGUUUCACCGUUCCACUCCAGCUCUUCUGCCUCGACUGCAAAGGGGUCAACUUGAAUUUGGCAGCAAGGGCUCAAAAAUUGCGUGACAUUCUCUCCAACUUUGAGCUGGAUGAGGCGAGAGAGAUCAACCGAAGUAUAUGUCGCCGCUACGAGGCCAUCACGAAUAAGCUGAGUGAGGAGCCCGCGAACACACAGGCACUGGUGGACCUUCAGGAUUUCCUCAAGGAUACACAAAACAAGACGGUCUUUCGGUUGCAAGCCGAGGUGGCGGAAUCGGCAGAACAUCUCAGUUUCCUUCUCGAUUACACCUUCAUGUCGGAGGAUGACAUUCGAAUGAACACCAACCUUUUCUACUGGCCUCACUACAUCAAGCAGGUGUUCGACGUGACCAUCUCUCGUCUGUCUGGUCUUCAAGACGCCGCCGAGGACGCCCUCCGUGCUCGCAUCCUUGCACUGGAAAAGCGAAUCGCCGGUUCUGCGGACUACGUACAAAUUAUGCAGAAGAGAGAGACUCUGUCCCAGGAUGAGAUCAAGAAAGCCAAUGCUACACUUGAUAACUUUAAAACCCUCGUGAAUGAGUUCAACGAGGAGGCCGAGGCUAUCACUAGAGAGGAAAAGCUACUGCAGUUUGAACAGAGUGAAUUUCCACAGAUUUUCGAGAUGCGGAAGGUGAUGGAGCCCUACGAGAAGUUGUGGCGAACGGCAAAGGACUUCGAGGAGAAGAGCAAGGCCUGGUUGGCUUCACCCUACUGGAAGGUGGAUGCGGCGGCGGUGGAGACGGAGAUCACGGAGAUGUACAAAACCAUUCAUAGGCUAACCAAGAUUCUUAUUGAUCAGCCUGCAUCCUUGAAGGUGGCACAGAAACUGCGGGCAAAGAUCGAGAAAUUUUUGGAGUACCUACCAACAAUGCAAGUGGUGUGUAAUCCAGGUAUCCAGCAACGCCACUGGGAGCGCAUAUCGGAGGUGGUGGGCUUCGAGGUACUGCCGACGUCGGAGACACCAUUGUAUAAGCUUAUCGACCUCGGACUGGAGGAAUUUUUGCCCCGUUUGGAGGAGAUUGCGUCGGCUGCGGCGAAAGAGCACAAGUUGGAGGUCGCGCUGCACAAAAUGAAGUCCGACUGGGCGGCCAUGCGGUUUGAACUGCUACCGUAUCGCGACACUGACGUGUGCAUCCUCUCGGCAGUUGACGACAUUCAGGUGCUGUUGGACGACCACGUGAUUAAGGCGCAGACAAUGCACAAUUCCCCCUACAUCAAACCCUUUGAGGAGGAGAUGCGGGCGUGGGAGAACAAACUCGUGACCAUGAACGAGAUCAUUGACGUCUGGCUUAAGGUGCAAGCAACAUGGCUCUACCUGGAGCCCAUAUUCUCCUCUGAGGAUAUUUUGGCACAGAUGCCAGAGGAGGGUCGCAAGUUCGGCGUGGUGGAUGUGCUCUGGCGCGAGAUAAUGGCAGAGGCAGCAAAGAAUCCCUCGUGUCUUGUAGCCACCGACCAGCGGGACAUGCUGCGCCGACUCACCGAUGGAAACUACCUGCUAGAGGAGAUCCAGAAGGGCCUCAACGACUACUUGGAGAAAAAACGCCUCUUCUUUCCUCGUUUCUUCUUCCUGUCAAAUGACGAGCUGUUGGAAAUACUCUCGGAGACUAAGGAUCCCCUCCGUGUGCAGCCGCACUUGAAGAAGUGCUUUGAGGGAAUAAGUGCGCUGAAUUUCACUGAUCAACAAGAAAUCAUCGGUAUGAUGUCGGCUGAGGGCGAAAUGGUGCCGUUUGUCACGAAAAUCUACCCGGCUAAGGCGAAGGGCAUGGUGGAGAAGUGGCUCCUGCAGGUUGAGGAGAUGAUGGUUCAAAGUAUCCGCAAAGUCAUUGCUGACAGCAUCGAGGCUUACUUGAUGACGGUGAGAGAAAAGUGGGUCCUUGAUUGGCCAGGCCAAGUUGUUUUGUGCGGCUCCAUGGUCCACUGGACCAGCAAUGUUCAAAAGGCCAUUUCGGAUCAGAAAUUGCUUCCACAGAAGUUAAAAUGUGAUAAACAGAUUGAGGAUAUUGUGGAGUUGGUGAGAGGACAGCUUACAAGUGGAGAACGUCUCACUUUGGAAGCUCUCAUCGUUCUCGACGUGCAUGCUCGAGAUGUGGUUGCGGAGCUGGUGAAGGCGCAGAUCAACUCCAUCACCGCCUUUGAGUGGUUGAGUCAGCUGCGCUACUACUACUCCGCCAAGGAGAACCACGCCAUCUACGUCCAACUCAUCACCGCGCAAAUCACCUAUGCUUGCGAGUACCUCGGCAACACACCGCGUCUGGUCAUCACACCGCUGACGGAUCGCUGCUAUCGCACGCUCAUGGGUGCCAUUCAGUUGAAUCUGGGCGGAGCACCCGAGGGACCCGCAGGCACUGGAAAAACCGAAACAUCCAAGAUUGCAAUCGCUCAGGGCCUGGAACGCUUCGUUUUCGAGGGCACCGAACUUCAGUUGGAUCCCACUUGUACCAUCUUCAUCACUAUGAACCCUGGCUAUGCUGGUCGGCAGGAACUGCCUGAUAAUCUGAAAGUCCUCUUUAGAUCCGUGGCCAUGAUGGUGCCCGACUACGCCCUUAUUGGCGAGAUUUCCCUCUACUCGAUGGGAUUUGUUGAAGCGAAAUCCGAGCAGCUCUCCUCCCAGCACCACUACGAUUACGGCAUGCGUGCAGUCAAGUCGGUGCUCACCGCGGCGGGCAAUUUGCGUCAGAACUGCUCCGAGGACGAGGAGGAAAGUCAGCUCAUCCUCAAAGCCAUCAUUGACGUGAAUUUGCCCAAGUUUUUGGCACAGGACAUUCCUCUCUUCGAGGGCAUCAUCUCCGAUCUCUUUCCUGGGGUUCAUCUUGCCGAAACCGACUAUUCCGCCUUCAUGGAGGCAGUAGAGGAGUCUCUGGCCACCCGACACCUGCAACCCGUACCCUGGUACAUGGAAAAGAUUCUGCAGAUCUACGAGAUGAUUCUCGUUCGUCAUGGUCUCAUGAUUGUCGGAGACCCGUUGGGAGGGAAGACGCAGGCUUAUCAAAGUCUUGCGGAUGCUUUGACUCAACUUGGGGAGACGGGGGGCAUGGGGGAUGAAAGUGAAGUGCAUUUUGGGAUAAUUAAUCCAAAGUCAAUCACAAUGGGGCAGUUGUACGGGCAGUUUGAUGUGGUGUCCCAUGAAUGGUCGGACGGUGUGCUGCCGGUGUUGUAUCGAAGAUACGCCCUAGCACAGGAUGACCACCGUAGGUGGGUGAUUUUCGACGGUCCAGUGGAUGCAGUGUGGAUAGAGAACAUGAAUACUGUGUUAGAUGACAACAAGAAGCUGUGUCUCAUGUCUGGCGAGAUAAUCGCCAUGUCUAAACGCAUGAACAUGAUAUUUGAGCCAGCAGAUCUGGAACAGGCGAGUCCGGCCACAGUGUCGCGGUGUGGAAUGAUCUUCAUGGAACCCUCGCAAUUGGGCUGGAGGCCGAUGAUGAACUCCUACAUAGCCCAUGGACUGCCUCCGGUAUUGAAUGAGGAACACAGAGCUUUGUUGAGGGACCUCUUUGAGUGGUUGGUGGAUCCCUGUUUAGAGUUUAUCACCAGCCAGUGCAGUCAACUGUUGCCGAUUUCGCAGCUACAUGCGGUGAAACAGCUCAUUACGCUCUUUGAUGCUCAUCUGGAUCCGAUGCGAGAGCUGGAGUCUCGGAAACCUAACAGCGAAGAGGAAGAAGCCUACCAGACCGGUCAAGGGAGCUACGGUCUGACCGAGCAGACAAUCACCCUCUGGCUGCAGGGCCUCUUCAUCUUCAGUCUCGUGUGGAGCCUCGGUUCCGCGCUUUCAUUAGAUGAGCGCGCACGCUUCGAUGUGAUGCUCCGCGACCUCCUCUCUGGUUCCGGCACCGACCGCGAACGUCCAACCUCAUUGAAGUUGUCGGGAAAGAGCAAUGCGCUGCCUGAUCGUCUGACCGUCUAUGACUUUGUAUUCGAGCGCAAAUCUACAGGCAGCUGGAUUGAGUGGGCUGCCCGACUCGCUACACCUGAGUUGGGGCGUGAUGAGUUACCGCAAGACAUGAUCGUGCCCACUACAGAGACUGUCCGCAUGUCUUACUUUCUGGACAUCUACCUGUCUCAUCGCAUUCCUAUGCUGAUUGUUGGAUAUACUGGCACUGGAAAGUCGGUUUUGGUAAACCAACACCUAGUGAAUCUACCCAAAGAGGUCUACAUCCCAAACACACUGAACUUCUCGGCGCGUACCUCGGCCAAUCUGACACAGGACAUCAUUAUGUCACGGCUGGACCGUCGUCGACGUGGAGUCUACGGUCCACCACCGGGCAAACAGUGUGUCGUCUUUGUGGACGACCUCAACAUGCCCGCGAAGGAGGUCUAUGGUGCUCAACCACCCAUUGAACUGCUCAGGAUGUGGAUUGAUCACGGCCACUGGUACGACCUGAAAAACAACAGCAAACAGUUUCUUGUGGAUGUGCUUUUUCUUGCUGCCAUGGGUCCUCCAGGUGGAGGAAGGAACGACAUCACCUCGCGCUUCACGCGUCACAUGAACGUCCUAGGCGUGAAUGAGUUCAACGACGCAACAAUGAGUCGCAUCUUCUCCAUCAUUGUGGACAAGCACUUUGGACGUGGCUACGAUUCUCAAUUCAGUCGACUUUCCAAGAUCAUGGUCCAAGCCACGCUGGAGACGUACAAACGCGCAAUCGCUGUAUUUCUACCCACCCCAGCUAAGUCGCAUUACGUCUUCAACCUACGUGACUUUGCUCGAGUCAUCCGCGGUGUUCUGCUAGUCCCUCCAUCCUGUAUGAAGGAGGGAGAUAAGUUUAUGCGCCUCUGGGUCCACGAGGUGUACCGUGUGUUCUACGAUCGCCUAACCUUGGAAUCCGACCGAGAAAAGUGGUUUGAAAUAGUCAAGGAGACCCUCAAUUCCGUUUUCAAAGUCACGAUAGAUAAUCUCUUGGGUUACUUGAGACCGUCUGAUGGCAAAGUCACCGAUGAGGAUGUGCGCUCGCUGAUGUUCGGGGACUACAUGAGUGAUGAUCAGGUCUACGACGAGGUGGCGAACAUGCAGGAAUUGAAGCAGCGAAUGCAGUACUUCCUUGACGACUAUAACUCGGUGACGAAGACUCCCAUGAACCUUGUGCUCUUUCAAUUCGCUAUGGAGCACGUCAGUCGGGUGGCUCGUGUGCUGAAACAGGAUGCAGGUCAUUGCCUCCUUGUUGGUGUGGGUGGCAGUGGACGGCACAGCGCUGCCCGCCUGGCCGUACACAUGGCCGACUACGAGUACUUCAGCAUUGAGAUCACACGCAACUACACUGCGGCUGACUGGCGGGAGGACAUGAAGCGCCUCCUACUAAAGGCGGGGCUCACCGGCAAGCCCACCGUUUUUCUCUUCUCCGAUGGGCAGAUCAAAGUAGAAUCCUUCAUGGAAGACGUCUCUAUGCUCCUCAACUCUGGCGAUCUGCCAAAUAUCUUCCCUGCCGAUGAGAAGGCUGAAAUGCUCGAUAAAUUACAGUCAAUAGCUAGAGAGGCUUUGUUUGAUGUGUAUAAAAGUGGAAUCACGCAUGUCAUCAAAUACCGCUCAAUCUGUCUUGAAUUUGCCUCUGGUACGAAUUCUGCACCACCCUUCUCAGCGUUCACCUUCUCUGCUGCUCACGCCUUCCACGCAGUUGAUCUAUUCAAGGAUUAG